GAUAUUUGGUCAUGAUCACUGGGAACACCAGAGAUUCCCACAAGACCUUUCUAGAUCAUCUCACAAUAUCAUCAAAACUUCAUGAAGUCCGAGCCGUAAAUGAGAGUGAUGUCAUCUUUGCUUUUGUCCCAGUCGUGUCUCGAGCUGGUACUGACAUUCAGUCUGCAAUGGAAAUCAUUCCUAAGGAUAAGCCUGUCGUUCUCGUGAUACUCCACCACACCUUUGAUCCGGAUAUUGUUGUUCCAGACGUCAGAUCCUAUGUGAACAGGACGGAUGUGUUCGUUGUUGAUUGUGUCUUUCAUGAAGAUCAAGGGCUGUUAAGAUGCCUGCGCAACGAUGAUGCAAUCAAUGCUGUGAAGGAUCAUCUGAGAAGAAUGAAGUACCCAGAGGUGGAGCACACCUCUUACAUAAGGAUAGUCUUUGUUGCAGUUAUUGGUGCAGUUUCUGGUGCAGUUUUUGGAGCAGUUAUCAGUGCACUUGCUGUUGCACUUUGUGAUGAGUGUGAUAAUGAGCAUUGUAAUGCAGGUACUGUUUCUGGUAUUGGUGCUGGUAUUGGUGCUGGUUUUGGUGCUGCUAUUGGUGUGGUCAUUCUUAUUACCAGUAAAUAUUACAAAAACCUCCUGCAAUAAUCUUAAAUUCUUUUAAAUACUGAUUUAAUUCAUGAUUAAAAAGUUGAGCAUGCCUGAUGUUUCUCCCAGUUUAAUCCUGAAGCUCAUUUCUGACCAUUUCACAUAAGAUACCAGUUGAGGAGAAUUUACAAAGCUGAUCAAUCGAACUGCUCAGAUUCACCGCAUGCAUCCAGCAGUUUACUGUUCAUCAGGAUCUAAUAGAAUUUCUUAAUGCAUCUAAAUAUAUGAAGAAUUCUGUGUAAAGUGUA
Molecule: messenger RNA, 877 nt
Organism: Tachysurus fulvidraco (yellow catfish)
Lineage: Eukaryota; Metazoa; Chordata; Actinopteri; Siluriformes; Bagridae
Exons: 3
Coding region: 12-629 (205 amino acids)
Source: RefSeq, a predicted model, not a curated record